Mus musculus (house mouse) is the source of this 930-nucleotide messenger RNA. It is a transcript of the gene Vmn1r46, whose product is annotated as vomeronasal 1 receptor 46. Lineage: Eukaryota; Metazoa; Chordata; Mammalia; Rodentia; Muridae. Gene Ontology annotation, cellular component: plasma membrane; membrane. Bases 1 to 930 code for a protein of 309 amino acids. Gene Ontology annotation, biological process: G protein-coupled receptor signaling pathway; sensory perception of chemical stimulus. The record is from RefSeq and is marked provisional. The transcript has a single exon. Gene Ontology annotation, molecular function: pheromone receptor activity.
AUGAAUAAAGCCAACAUAUUCUGCACCGACACAAACAUGAAAGUCAUAUUGUUCUCUGAAGUGAGUGUUGGGAUCUCAGCUAACAGUAUCCUUUUUAUUUCCCACCUCUGCAUGUUCCUUGGUGAAAGCAGGCCUAAGCCCAUUGAUCUCUACAUUGCUUUCUUCUCCCUAACCCACCUAAUGCUGCUUGUAACUAUGGGACUCAUAGCUGUGGAUAUGUUUAUGCCUGGGGGGAGAUGGGAUUCUACCACAUGCACAUUUCUUAUGUAUUUGCACAUUGUUUUGAGGGGCCCCACACUUUGUGCUACCUGCCUGCUGAAUGUCCUUUGGACCAUCACCCUUAGUCCAAGAAACUCCUGUUUAACAAAGUUUAAACAUAAAUCUCCCCAUCACAUCUCAGGUGCCUUUCUUUUCCUCUGUGUUCUCUAUAUGUCUCUUAGCAGUGAACUCUUAUCGAUUACUGCUUCUCUGAAUUUGACUUCAGAGAAUUUUCUGUAUGUUUCUCAGUCCUGCUCAAUUUUACCCAUGAGUUACUCCAUAAAAAGCAUGUUUUCCACGAAGAUGGCCAUCAGGGAAGCCUUUCUCAUUGGUCUCAUGGUCCUGUCCAGUGGGUACAUGGUAGCUCUCCUAUGGAGUCACAAGAAGCAGGCCCAGCACCUUCACAGCAACAGCCUUUCUUUAAAAGCAUCCCCAGAGCAAAGGGCCACCAGGACCAUCAUGCUGCUCAUGAGCUUCUUUGUGGUUUUCUACAUUUUAGACUCUGUUAUCUUCUACUCAAGGAUGAAGUUCAAGGAUGACUCAAUAUUUGUCUGUGUCCAAAUUAUUGUGUCCCAUAGCUAUGUCACAGUCAGCCCUUUUGUAUUUAUUUGCACUGAAAAGCAUAUAAUUAAGUUUUUCUGGUCAUUGUGUGGCAGAAUAGUAAAUAUUUGA